AUGUCCUACCCCAAUGAAACUCGCUGUGGGGUGGUUCUUAAUGCUGUGAAGAAGUUAGAGAAGAGCCGGCAGAGGAUGACUAAGAAUUGGCAAGAUGAAUGGAGGAAGGGUAGAUCUGCUACAGUAGGUCCAGUCGUUCGUCCUGUUUACGAGAUCGGUCGACAAGUGUUGGUCUAUCAACCUAUUUCCCACAAGCUUGAUGCAAUGUGGAUUCCUGGGGUAGUAACUCGACAUCUAGGAAAGGAGUGCGUUGAGGUUAAGUUCUCUGAUGGUUCGGUUCAAGUUUACCACAAGGACCAUAUUAAAGAUGAUGACGGUGGCUUAUCUAAAACUCAAGGUCCCCGAGUGAUUGCGAAGCCUACUACCCCUAGGGUACCUGCUGUUCUCCAGCAGCCGAGUGCGGGAAAGAUUCCGGAUCGCGGGAGGAAGAGGUUACCUUCCACAUCCGAACCCGCUGAGUUUGCCGAACCUUCCAAGCGUAGAGUACUCCGUAAUCCUACUAGAUCAUAUUUCAUCGCUUGGAAGGACGCUGACGGUAUGGUUCGAUAUGGUCGAAAGCUGUCUUGGACCAAUGAUGAUUACUUAUUGGUACAAGAGUAUAGAUUGGAUGAGGAUGAGCGUAUAUUGCUUCCAUUAUGGAUCUCUCCAGAGGGUUCUCAUCAUAUUGGAGCAAUUUUGGAUCCACAAUGUAAACCGCUCACUUUCACAGUAUCUCCGAGAGAUACUGUUACUCUAUACUUAGAUGGUUCUCAUAACUGUCUGUCUCAGAGGGAUAUAGAGAAGGUGGCUUCCUUGUGA
This is a messenger RNA of Perkinsus marinus ATCC 50983, 798 nucleotides long. RefSeq lists its product as hypothetical. The coding region runs from base 1 to 798 and encodes 265 amino acids. The record is from RefSeq and is a predicted model, not a curated record. The transcript has a single exon. Lineage: Eukaryota; Perkinsozoa; Perkinsida; Perkinsidae.